AUGGGCGACAUUCAGGCAGAGAAGCCUGCUUCUGCAAAGGCGGCAACUGCUUUGGCCCAGCCCCCAAUGAAGGAGCAGGAUAUAAGUAAGGUUGCCGACCUUAUCCGGACUCUCGAGGAAGCGGCAAAAUUGAAGCAGAAGUCUGGGUUCAGUGUCAAGCGGACUCGGUUCAAUGUGGCGGACUCGCCAGACGGUCACUACGUCGAUGCCUGGAAGUUCAACGACUGGGAUUACAAACGGCCGGACCUGCCCACAUAUGCUCGUGGAUUCUUCACAACGCGGGAUGCGAAUGGAAAGCCAGUGAUCGCCGUUCGUGGAUACGACAAGUUCUUCAACGUCAACGAGGUCAAAGAGACGCAGUGGGAGUACAUCGAGAAGUGCACACAGGGGCCGUAUGAGCUCACGCUGAAGGAAAACGGCUGCAUCAUCUUUGUGGCCGGUCUCGAGGACGGGACACUGCUUGUGUGCAGCAAGCACUCGACGGGCGACCGUGCCGAUGUGACGUUAAGCCACUCCAGUGCGGGUGAGGCCCGUCUUGCAGCACAGCUGCAUCGACUGGGCAAGUCGAAGGAAGACUUGGCUCGCGAGCUUCGUUCGCGCAACAUCACGGCCGUGGCCGAGCUCUGCGACGACAGCUUCGAGGAGCACAUUCUCGCCUACGGCCCCGACAAAGCAGGUCUGUACCUCCACGGCAUCAACCUCAAUCUGCCGGAGUUUAUGACAUACCCGAGCACUCUGGUGCAAAACUUUGCGGAGCAGUGGGGCUUUCGGAAGACGGAGCUCAUUGUGAUGGAGGAGAUUUCCAAAGUGCGGACAUUCCUGGAGCAGGUGGCAGAGUCUGGAGCACACGACGGCCGGGAUGUCGAGGGGUUUGUGAUCCGCUGCAAGAUGUCGCCGAAGCCAACAUCGGUCCCGUUCGCAGACUGGUUCUUCAAGUACAAGUUUGAGGAGCCGUAUCUCAUGUACCGACAGUGGCGCGAGUGCACCAAAGCUCUCAUCUCGGGGCGUGCUCCUCAGGUCAAGAAGCACCAGGCGAUCACAAAGGAGUACCUGCUGUAUGCGCGAAAACGGAUCGCGGCGAACCCAAAUCUAGGCAAGCUAUACACGCAGAACCACGGGAUUAUCCAGCUGCGCAAUGACUUUUUGGCGUUCAAAAACCUCAACGGUGCAGACGCAGCUGGGUUUGAGGCUCUGCAAGGCGGCGAAGAAGGAAUCUCCGAGGUAGACAAGGACGUCAUCCUGGUGCCCAUCGCAACGAUUGGGUGCGGCAAGACGACGAUUGCGCUGGGGCUCAGCCACCUGCUGGGCUACGGCCACGUGCAGAACGACAACAUCACCGGGCCAAAGCGGCCUCCGCGGUUUACGCGGAUGCUCCUGGACGAGCUGAAGACGGCACCGGCGGUGGUGGCUGACCGGAACAACGCGCAGCGGCAUGAGCGGAAGCAGCUGAUCUCGGACGUCAAGAUGCAGCACGUCGGAGCGCGGCUGGUGGCGCUCAACUUUGUGCACGACAAUAUCAAGGAGGUCCGACGAGUGACGCAACAGCGAGUAUUUGCACGUGGCGACAACCACCAGACGAUCCAGGCGGCUUCGGAUCCGGGCAAGGUGGUGGGCAUCAUGAACGGAUUCGUUGAGCGCUUCCAGCCGUGCGACCUAUCCCGGCCGCCAGACGACGGAUUUGAUGCGGUGAUCGACCUGGACCCAACGUCGAGCAGCCGCGAGAACCUGGAGGUGGUGGUGCGGGAGCUGCACCGUAUCUACCCGAAGCUGGUUAGCGAGGUGCCGAGCUCGGAGGAGCUCGACGAGGCGAUCUCGGCGGCGAUCCAGGGGUACCGGCCGGAGCUGCGACACACGAUCCCAGAUCGCGGACGAAGCAAGGCAGCACAGAACAAGCAGGAGCAGGGCAAGAAGGUGGCAGCCAAGAAGAAACCGCUAGAGUACGUGGCAGUGCAGGUGGAAGCCAAGGAGAUCAACAGGUACCUGGAGCAGACGUUCAAAGACGUGCCAGAGGAGCAGUCGGGAUUCUACCAGCAGCUGCGACAGAUGCAGCGAGUGCAGGCGGAGUUCCACGUGACGCUGAUGCACCGAGCGAGCGCCAAGGAGCGGCCGGAGCUGUGGGAGCGGUACACCAAGCUGCAGGACGAGGCGGAAGCAGCGGCAGCAGCACCAGGGCAGGGACCGGAUUUAGGGAAGGUGGACGUGCAGCUGGAGCGAGUUGUGUUUGAUGGGCGGCUGAUGGCGCUGGUGGUGCGGCUGGUGUCUUCGGACGCAAAGGGCGCAGAGGUGUGGACGUGUGUCAACCGGGUGUCUCACAUCACGGUGGGGACGCGCGAUGCGUCGGUGAAGCCCAAAGAGAGCAACGACUUGCUGGCCCGAUGGCUGGACGAGGGCAGCACGAAGGAGAGCAAGAUUGUGGACAUUGGCAUCGAGGGACGGCCGUUGUUGUCGGGUGUUGUUCGGGGGGUGAUGUCGCGAUGA
Messenger RNA from Grosmannia clavigera kw1407, 2478 nucleotides. RefSeq names its product tRNA ligase. The transcript has a single exon. Bases 1 to 2478 code for a protein of 825 amino acids. The record is from RefSeq and is a predicted model, not a curated record. Gene Ontology annotation, molecular function: phosphoric diester hydrolase activity; ATP binding; GTP-dependent polyribonucleotide 5'-hydroxyl-kinase activity. Gene Ontology annotation, cellular component: nuclear inner membrane. Gene Ontology annotation, biological process: tRNA splicing, via endonucleolytic cleavage and ligation. Lineage: Eukaryota; Fungi; Ascomycota; Sordariomycetes; Ophiostomatales; Ophiostomataceae.